Molecule: messenger RNA, 5703 nt
Organism: Clupea harengus (Atlantic herring)
Lineage: Eukaryota; Metazoa; Chordata; Actinopteri; Clupeiformes; Clupeidae
Product: protein Tob2
Exons: 3
Coding region: 664-1932 (422 amino acids)
Biological process (GO): regulation of gene expression
Cellular component (GO): cytoplasm; nucleus
Molecular function (GO): transcription corepressor activity
Source: RefSeq, a predicted model, not a curated record
GAAUGAGUAGGCCAUACUUGAAAGACAAUAUAUUUUAAAUCAGCCAAUGAUUACAUUUAAUGUCAGCUUGACUGUUUUUUUCUUUAUGCCAAAGGAUGCAGGAUAUUAAUACAUACAUAUGUUUGCAUGCUAGUGUCUGUCUCGUGAACAGGCAAGUGUCUCAAUUAAGGGUUAAUUUAUUACUACAAUAACGUAAAAGUAGGUCCAACAUGAUAAAGCGUCAUAGGGAAGGGGGUGUGGACAAAGAGGGUUUUUCUUGUAUAAAUGCGCAAGAUUGUCAAACAGCAAAGUUUCUGCUGAUUCUUACAUCCCAUUGAACUGGUGAUGGGACUGCAAUACGUGUAUUUAUUUUGCUAGACUAAAACAUCUUAAAGGUUUCUGCAAGCAAAUCUUCUGCUAAGCAAUACCGUCCUCAAAUUCAAGUUGACUUUAACGCCAAGGGAAGGGAAGGAACAGGCGUGCCAUCAGAGGGGUGUUAAUGGAGGAGGACUGAAGAUUAUGCUGCUCCUCUAGUUUACUGGAUUUUUUUUUUUUUUUUGUAUAUAUAUAUGUAUUUCCAGUACACGCUGGGAAAGUGAAAGGGAACAGAGGAAGCUUUGACUUGGCAUAGUGGCUUAACCCAAGUAAUAAACACAGUGCUGACUGAAAGACUGCUUUCUCACAAUGCACCUGGAGGUAAAGGUAGCCAUCAACUUCAUCGUGUCCUACCUGUACAACAAGCUUCCCAGACGCCGUGCGGAUUUGUUUGGCGAGGAGCUCGAACAAAUCCUCUUGUCCCGCUUCGAGGGCCACUGGUACUGCGACGCACCUUUGCGUGGAUCGGCCUACCGGUGUCUGCAUCUGGGCCUCGUCAGAGACCCCGUCGUGGAGCUGGCCGCCAAGAGGAGCGGGCUGGACAAAGAGGAGGUGCGUGCGAACGUCCCAGAGGAGUUAGCUGUCUGGAUCGACCCCCACGAGGUGUCCUACCGACUCGGGGAGAGCGGAGCUUUGAAGGUACUGUACUUGGAUGAUCCACUUGGUUUAGGGAGCGAGGGCGUCAUGGCGGAGGAGGGCCUCUUGAGCAAAGGAGACCUCGACCUGGACGAGGUGAGAAGCAGCUUGGGUUUCAACCCAGAGGCCCAGGUUUUUGUGCCGAUCGGCGGCCAGAUGUCACCGGUCCUGCUGCCCUCUCUGUCCAACUCUCCCACCCCCUUGUCUACCUCGUCAUGCCAUGGCUUGUACGGCUACUCGGCAUCUAGCACCCCCUCCGCCCACUCCGCCCACUCCUCAAACACGUCCACGCCAUCGCCACCCAGUGCUGCACUUCCCUACCUGCAGGCCCAGCCAAAUACUCGGCCGCCUCCUCAGCCCAUCACUUUCACCACAGCCACCUUCGCUGCCACAAAGUUUGGCUCCACCAAGAUGAAGAAGUCCAGUAUCGCUGGAUCCACUGUGGUACCCGGUAUGGGCGUGCCUCAGCCUCAGCAGCAGCAGCCCCAGCCGCAGAUGCAGAUGCUCAGCCGCUCCCCCACCACCGUAAUCUCCCCUCCGGGGCUUCUGAAGCACAAGUCCCUCUCCCUCUCUCUGCACUCGCUGGGAGGGGGCCCCAUGUCCAGCCAGCUCUCCCCUAACGCCAAAGAGUUUGUUUAUCCAUCCACGCAAGGCCACCCCCUCUACUUUGAUGUUGAUACUCCUCCAACCUUGCCACCACCUCACACCAGCCCCUUCCAGGCUGCGCCUGCUCACACUCACCCCCACGCCCACACCCACACCCACCCGUCCUUCGACCCGUUUUCUAGCAGCCCUCCUCCAGGUCAAGCUGCUGUCGGCGGCAUCAUCAAUGCCAACGCGGGGAUCUCGUUUGUGGAGAAACCCACGUUUGUCGAUGGUCUAAGUGGGUAUAACCUGCAGUAUCCCAACCAAGCCUUCCAGCCUGUGGUUCUGGCCAAUUAACCCUUCUAUCUUUUGAUCCAAAAUAUCAGCAUAAAGGUAGUAGUAGUCGUCUUUGAGGACCUUUUCCCCCUCUUCUCAAUGAGUUAUUGUUACUACUAACACAGCAUAGCUAAGAGCUUAGAGCGAGUAUUAAGACUACUACAGAUGCGACUACUUUAUGUGACUGUCAUAUCACUCAUUACUUUCUGUUGUUGUUUUUGUUUUUGUACCUGAGGAGUAAGUAAACAGCCUCUUGUGUCUCAAGCAGGUGUCUCAAGUUAAAUGUUGGCCAUUCUUGCACUUUUUUUUUUUUUUAUUAUUAUUAUUUAUUUAUUUUUUUUAAAUGAAGACCUACAGCCACUAACGCUACAGUGACGCGGGGUUAUCAUUGUCAAGUUUGUACUGCACCUUCCUGAGCAGAUGAUGAUUUAGAUGGUUCUGGAAAGCUACGCUAUGUCUCCUGCUGUGUCAGACCUGAGUAACGAUGAUUCUCUCUCCGAGAUGAUCACCAAUGAUGCACUUUUUUUCCCCCUGUUUUUGUGCCAACAUUUAUUUUCAUCUGGUUUUAUUUGAGGCUCGUGACCUUAAGUCAGCCUUUGUCCAGAGGACAUGAUUUUGGUUGAGUUAAUACUGCACCUGUGCACCUGUGCACGCACACAUACAUGCAUAUUGUGAACUUUGAUUGUGUCAGGACUAUUCUGGUGGUUGAAUGUGAAGUGUUUGUAUGUAUGCAAUUUACAAGUGUUGGUCAUGUCCCCUAAGAAGGGUUUUUUGAGGUGGUGCAAUUUCAGUGUGUUUGGCAAGGAAUUCCGUAGAAAUUGUAAUAAGUGACAGACAAAAAAAAAAAAACCCAUCAAGGAUUCGGAUUCUGUGAAAGAUGAGAUGGCCCAUCAAGCCUUUAGGUAUAACAGCCAACUGAUGUGUUUUCUGCCUCUCCUUCCAACACACUGGCAUGCACACAAGCAUCACAAUCCCAGUCAUCAGAGCAUGAAGGUGAGCGGGCGGGCGGUAUUGGAGGGGGGGAUGGGGGAGGGCGGGCGGUAUUGAGAGGAUGGGGGGAUGGGGAUCGCUGCUAGAAGCAGGGAUUGUGAUAAAUGGCUUAGUGUGUGACUUUGACUAUGAAGAUUUUACUCUACAAGGAGAGGAGGAGGCGGAGAAAAGGGACGAGGUCAACCAGAGGCGUCAGUAAAAGCUUUUUGCCAUAAUGUCUGCACUGCUUGUGCUGCAGUGUGUAGAGGCUCUUUUUAAAAGAAGACAAAAAAAGAAAGACAAAAAAAAUAACCUUUUGCACAUUUUUUUUUUGGUGAGUGAUGCAGUAGAUAUUUUUCACUGCUCAGAUGUGAGGGCAAGAGCAAUGCAAUGGAGGACGACAUAUUUCAAGACGGUGAAUGUUGCCUGUUCAUUUAAUUUAUACGGCGUGCAAGAGCCCUUCUUGCUCACUGAGAUUUUGUCUGAUUCGGGGGAAAGGGCAUGAGAUUGAGUCCUAUUCAGGAGGAAAAAUGGGGAAAGCCAUAAUAUCAUCCACUCCGUGUUGUGUUGUCUUUGGAUCAGAUGAGUGUUGUGUUGGAUUAGGGUUUGUUGAGUGAAGAGGUGCUCCUUAUCCUUAAUCUGAAUGUUUUUGUGCCCAAAUCGUGCCCAAAUUGUGCCCAUGAAUAUGUUCUGCGUAAGCUACCCUGUAAGGCCCUUGACUUCUUCUCAUACUGACGUCGCCCUUUCAGCAGUCCCAGGCCUUUUUUUUUGGUUUAGAUGUGGCUGGUUGGGUACUGCUCUGUUUGUAAGUGUUUAAGAUUGGGUGAAAUAGGGGGUAAUUUUUUUACAUUCAUUUGUAAUUUAUUUACAAUUUUCUAUAUUUUCCUGUGUGUUUUUUGAAAGGAAAAAUAUCUACAACAUUUAUAAAAAAAAAGUAUGACAUGAAUAUGUAUAGAUUUCUUAUGUUUAAAUAUCCUUUCUUUAGUUUCUUAUGUGCUGAAGUUAUUUUUUCAGAGUAACUAUAAAUAAAUAUAUAUAUAUAUGCAAGAAGAGACAAGUAAAAUGUGUAAAACAAAGUAUUGAAUGUGUAUUGUAUCUUGUAUAGAGUUUGUUUAAUAAAAGACGGGUAAUAUAUAUUAUGUCUUCAUCUGAGGGGUUUCUUUCAAGAGUUUCAGGAACGAAUGUUUACAAAUAGGGUUGGUAUUUCCUUUUUUUGUUUUUCUUAAAUCUUGGAAAUGCAUUAGUCGUCUUCUGUGUGCUCUAAAGGCGGUCUGAACAGCAUCCUACCAAUUUACCAACCAAUUACUUUUCUCACCAAUUCACCAACAUGACCGGGCGGCGGGCACAGACUUGUUUCCGGAUUAUUCUAUCUAGAUCCCAUUGAAAGUACAAUGGUGGUGUUGGGUCCAUUGGCAGGCACAGUGUGCUCUGCUCAAAAUGGUGGCCAAGCCAUUGGUCUGCAUAGGCUGGGAGCAACACAGUCAUAGUAAUCUGACCUCUGACCCCUGACCCCGAGGCCACCAGAAUAAGCCUUUUGUUGUGGUCACCUUCCCGAUACAGUCCCAACACCAGAAUGUCUGAGAGCUCACAGACGACCAUGUGCAAUGUGGAAAGCUGUUUUGGACCAUUUUUAAAUGUGUGUGUCACUCAUCAUCAAUCCCCACACCACGUUCCUUUCAGACAUGGACAUAGUGUUGUAAGUGGGUUGAGAAGGGGGAAAAAUGAAUGUGCUGUGAAUGUCUUUGGGAUCAGGGAAGGGCAAUCCUGGUCUCUUGUCAAGGGCCCCCAGUGAACACACUACUGACUGAGGCAUUUCCUUAAAAUCUCUUCGUUUAGUCAAAUUUCUCUAAAACCCCAAAAUGGCACAGGGCCAUAUAGUGCUCUAGCUCGCCGCCCUGCACUCAACAAUUGAGUGAGAUUAAGUCCAGUUAAUCACAAAUGGGCCACACUUCGGUCCUUUGAGUUUUUGGAGGUGAAAAGGCUUCGGGUUCUUGAAGUGCUUGGGGCAAUGAGGAGGGUAAGUAUCAAGGAUCACAGGAAGUGGAGGGUGUGUGUGUGUGUGUGUCUGUGUCUGUGUCUGUGUCUGUGUCUCUCUGUGUGUGUGUGUGUGUGUGUGUGUGUGUGUGUGUGUGUGCCUGGGCAGUUCAAACUCAUAUGUUUUCCUACGGCCAGUGUCCGAUAUGCCGAGCUUCUUUGCUUUGCUAUGGGGGUUUCACAUAUUGCCAUCUGCUGCUACAAACUACAUAAUGCGUUGUACUCUUAGCUCAGUCCCUAUGAGGAUUUGCAAUGAUUUUGUGCAUUUAAAAAAAAAAAAAAAAAAAAAAAGUGAAUCAUCCGUGUCCUACGCCAGUAAUUAUAUGCAAGAUUUAUUUAUUUAUUAUUUAUUUAUUUAUUUUCACACCUAACACUUAGUGGGGCCCUGCCUGUGACCAAGAAUGUCUUGACCUGAGGGGAAAACAUUAGUUUUGUAUUUGAACAUAUAUUGCAUAUAUUGUACUGUAUUUUAGUUUGCAUACUCUGGAGUAUUUUGUUGAGACAAAUACAAGUUUAUUUUAUAUGUAAUUUAGCUUUCAAGAACAUAUAUGAGAGAAAAUUAGAUAUAUUAUUAUAAUGCUUUUCUUUUUUUUGCCUGAAUUUUGUUAUAGUUUUUGUCCUAUUUUCUAUUUGAUUGAUUGUUCUAUUUGAAUCUUUCACAAACAAAAUGCAAUGACCUUUUUUCUGUGCUCCCCCUAAACGGGGACUUACUACAGCUGUUUCUUAUCGUAUGAGAGUCUUUUUUUAAAGUUUGUAAUAAAAUGGUGACAUGGAUGCAUGGUAAAUAAA